UCAUUCUGUUCCGUGUAUUAAUUCUAUCAAUCCUAUGUUACAGCAUUCAUUAACCUGCCCAAAUGCUUCAAAAUCUAUACCUUUGGGACACGUUACCAGUUAUCUGCAUCCAUCCGAAGGUGAUGUUAGAUCCUCUAAUUACAGAACUGAACAUAAACAAGUGAAUAGUGUUAAAGGCACAACAUUACAUAACAAUGUACCAGCUAAGUCUAAACACUAUAAGCAUUUGCAAAGUCACGAACAUGUAUGUUCCCAUGGUCAUCACUUAUCUAAUUCUAUUCCUUCUGGUAUUCAUCUUACUGAAUUAGAGGAAUCAGUUCUUUCAACAUCACAGCAUGUUCAUAACAUGAUUCCUACGGAAAAUGUGAAACGAAUUCAUGGAAAACACAGCGACAGUAAAAAAAUCUGAACAAGCGAGAAGAAAUAAACAUUUACAUCAUUUGCAUGAACAAAUGAAUCAAGAAUCAAGUGGAAAUCACAAUUUGGUGUCAUUAAAUGAUUUGGAAAAUGCAGCUGAGAUACUUGAAGAGGUUCCUUAUGUGGUACUUAGACGUCCUCGUUCAGUUGAUGUUAAACAGUAUCAACUUCACUUAGAGCACCAAAGACAACAAGCGGCUGCCUUAGCUGCUGCUGCUGGGGGCUAUCCAUUUCAUCUUUAUCAAACACCAGGUGUUCAUUACCCUUUCACUUCACGACUACCAAUUGGUUCUCAGUUGUCAUAUGGACAUUACGUUCAACCACCACCUUUUCAUGGGUUCAGAAGUCUGGAAUGUAAUCAAAAUCAUCAUUUAGAUACACCGAUUACAUUUGGAUCGCAUCGUAAAUCUGAACAGUCAGGUAAACAAACAUCUCAUAAAUGUUCAUCAAGUCAAUCGAAGCAGGUAUCAAAACUGGAUAGUGACUCAUGUAAACGACAUUCUAAGAGAACACAUUCAAGAAGUCGAAAAGAAACUGAACCAUUUGUUUUGGAAGAAAAUGACUACUCCUUAAAGGGUGACAGGAAAUUCAGUCAGUACGAUACUAAUGCCAACCAUAUAUCUGUCACUGAUUUACCACCACGAACAACCAGCGUAUACUCUCAUCAUCGUCACCACGACCAUUGUCUGCACAGACGUGGAAAAACAAAUGGUGUGUCUGGAGAUAGAAAAGUGAAAUCCUCAACGUUGGCUAGUACUGUUACAACCAUUAGCACUAAUACAAAUGUUGGCAGCAAAGAUCAAAAACAUGACAAGUCGUAUACUGAAUAUGAUGCUAAUUUAGCAAAAGGUAAGGAGACAAUGAUAUCAUCUGUAAUAUCAUCAGGAGUAUUAACAACAACCACUAGUGCAACAGGACUAACAAAACAAAAAUCACAACUUCCAGAGUUACAACAACUACAACCGUCAUCACCUAUGCAAGACAAAAAGAGUAAAGCUACAACAUCAUUGAUAACAACUGAAAGUCAAAAAUUAAAACAAAUUUCAUCACCCGAUGUUCAUGAGGAAAAUGGUGAAAGUGAAAUACCUUAUCCUGUUUCAGUAUCUGCUGUAAAACCGGUGCCUAAAUUGAAGGCAACAUCAAAAUCAACAAGUAAACGUCAAAUACAUGAGCACUUACAACAUCCAAUACCUCCACCAUACUGGCAUUAUCAUCAUAAUGAAGUACAGCCCCAACAACAUCACCAUCAUCAUCCGGCGUGUGCAUCACUUAUCGUUUUGAAACCAUCUAGUAGUGGUAAAUCUGAACCAAGGGUGACAUCGACAAAGAAGAAAGUUACUUCUAAACCGUCAGGAUUAUCAGGUGAUCAAAUAAAACCGGCCGUUACACCUGACUUCACCGAGAACAAUAAAGAGAGUGAUGAAAAAAUUACCAAGCAAACUAAGAAGCCAUCGAGUAAAUCUUAUUCAGAUGGACGAUUCAGAGGGGAUAUGGAUCCAAAUGAGACUUUUGAAAAACUAAGAGAAGACUUACGAUCAGCUGGAUUCACUGUGGAUACAAAUCGUCCAUAUUUGAGUACAACAAAAUCAAAGAAUAAUAAACAGCCUGCAGAUGGUUAUGUACAAGAGCCUAAAAAGGCUGGAGACAAAACUCACUCACAGAGUAAACCUAAACGAACAGAUGUGACAGAUGAUCGAGUAGUAUCCUCCAAUUACAUUCCAAGGGAAUCAAUAAAAUCCGAUGCAGUGGAAGAAAUAGAGUUGGCUACUUCGACAGGAAAAGUGGAUAUUUCAAAUCUUAUUCCAACAUAUGAUUCAAUGUCAGGUAUACACCCAUGUACUCCUAUAUACCUAGAUUCUGAAUCAGAAGAAGAAAUGAUUACAAAUGUUAGAAGGAUGAGUGUUGAAGAAACUGUUGAAGCACCAGACACAAAAGAUUCACAGGUUUGUAAGAAACAAGUUGAAGAGUGGAUAGAGAAAAGUCAGGCAGUAUACAAUAAAGAAGAAGUAUCUAAAGAUACAGAUACUCAGCCGUUACGAAAAGAAGAUAAGCAGCAUACAGAAAUAAAAGGUGCAGUUGAUUUAAGUCUUGAACAUAAUGUUGAAAUCAAAUCACAUUUGGUAAGUGAACAUUCUCAAAGCAAUUUAAUUCAGCGUUCACCGAGAUCUCAUUCACCAUCACUUCCUCUUUCAUGUCAUUCAGUUGAACCGGGUAGUACAGAUUUAUCAUUCAGUUCUAACUUAUCGACCUCAGCAAGUUCAUAUUCUAUGCUUUCUGGCUAUGAUUACACUCCAAGUGUAGGUUGUUCAUGUGAACGUGUUCACAGGCAUGGUUACGAUGACUAUUCUUUAUCCUCUUUUACUUCUUCGUCUUGUGAAUAUCCUCAUCAUACACAUAGAUCUCAUCAUAGUCGACCUAGCUCUUUUCAUAAACAGCAUGGUUACUAUCGUCAUCAAACUUGUUACUGUCAUCGUUGCACUUCAAGAUCAAGAGAUGGUCGUCAUAAACGCCAUGCAUCAGAACAUCAAUAUCAAAGGCAUACUUUACAUAAACACCCGGAACGUCAUCACUCGCAUCAUUCAGAUCAUCAUCGCUAUCACAGUCACAGUCAUCAUUCAUCUGGUAAACACUCGUCACUUUAUUAUCCUCAUCAUCAUCAUCGUCAUCAUCACCAUCAUCAUAAAUCUGAAAAAGAUCACAAACAUUAUCAUUCAGAUGAACCCAGUGAUGAUAAAUCGACAACUUCAAGCAAACGUAAAUUAAAACAAGAAUUAGCUAAACAUCGUGCACUGACAGAGAAACUAGUUAAAGUUAAACGUUUUAAUGAAAAAUUACUAACUAUUGGCAAAGUUAGUUUAUCAAAUCCGAUCUUAAAUCUAACCAAGUCAAAAGAAAAUAAUGUUGUUUGUGUUGCUACUGAACGUGAAGUUGAUGAUAACACUACUGAAAAUAUUUACAAUAAAGAUAGUAUCGAUGUGACCCAUUCAAAAACUACACCUUCAGAGUUAAAUGACGAAGUAAUUUUAUCAAAAGAACAAAAUAAAGAUGAAAUAAGAAAUUCACAUCGACGUUUACAUCAACAUAAAACAUUAUCAAGAUCAUCAUCUCAUAAAUUGUCCAAAUCUCGAUCUGAUCACAGUAGUGCUAGUCGGCGUCGAUUACGAAAAACCGUAAAACAUGAUCCGGAACUGUCAACUGAUGUUCAAGGGACUACUCAAGAACCACACAUUAAAUCUAGACUAACAAUAGAAACAAAUAUCAAUAAAGAAUCUACGGAAACAAUGGGUGACGGAUUAGAGUCAAAAAAUCUAGGUCAAGUUCGUCUCAUAAAAGGAAGGGAAUGA
This is a messenger RNA of Schistosoma mattheei, 3761 nucleotides long. The record is from the annotation of a GenBank genome assembly. NCBI's taxonomy places the organism in Eukaryota, Metazoa, Platyhelminthes, Trematoda, Strigeidida, Schistosomatidae.